AUGCGGGCAGUCUUGGUCAGGUUUGCUGGACUCGCUCUCUACGUCCAUGAACUACGGUCAGGCACACUAGCAUUACUUCACGAACGGCCCAACAGAAAAGCAACGUUAUAUGAACUAAAAGUGGAAGAUUUUGAAGACUGUGCAGACGAACUCGACGAUGACGCUGCUACAGUUUCAGAACCUGCUCUCGAAUUAAGUGCCGUGGGACUGAGCUUGUGCUUGUUCAAGAACGACGGAGUACUCGAAAUAACUCUUGAGGGCGGGCACGGCGGAGUCGUGGAUUGGACAUUCCAAGGCUUGAGAAGCCUCAACGAGGGUAGCAUGAUGGCGUGUGCCUUCACGCAGACGAUCCCUGAAGCCCCGUUAUGCUGUGGAGGUCUUAGACUCGUGCCGCCGAAACUAUCAAUCAGCACUAUCCAGGCAUCUGAUACCUAUCCUACUCCAGAGCGCGUCGUCCAGCCUCCAUUUUCAGGGCUCAGCACCAUGUCCACAAUCGAAACACUCCCCGUCGAGUCUCCAGCUAAGCAUAAUCUUCCCUCAAUGGAGCUCGAUGUCGGCCCAUCAGCUGUCGAAAAGGGAAACGAGCUCAAGCGCAAAGUAGCCCAAGACGUGGAGCGACUUCCACCACACAAACGCUCUAAAAGUUCACAUGACUCCCCAUCGUGGCCCAACCACUUAUAUAUGACGUGUAACCGCACCCGACCUAUCUCCAAAAGCGACAUUGGAACGUUGCACAUUGACCUUGUAGAAGGUACGGUGUGGUUCGAGGACUGGUAUGGAAAGGAGAAUGCACGAACUUUUGAGAGGAAGCAGGUGGAUCUUCAUUGUUAUUCAACAAGUGUCCAUUACCUUUCUUACGAUAUCGGGUUAGGAACAGACAAAUCCACCCAUCAUCUCGACAUUACCAAAAGGAACAUGAAGAAUGAAAUGUUCCAUUUGUUCAGGGCCGAUUGCUCCGCCCCUGGAUGGGAGAUGUGGGGUUCAGAUACAGACACAAGUCCAGGUCCCAACCCCACUCUCACAGCCAAGGAGCAAAUCGAAGACAGGAACGCUGGCGUCAUACACAAGAUCCCCCAUCCCCUUCCUAAUGGAGCAACAGCAUGUAUAACACCGACCAUCAUCGUCAAUGCACUUGUUCACUGCAUCGACCGUGCAUCACAGCGUCAAGCUAUCCACGACCCAGACACAGAUCACAAGAUACUGAAGCAUCUGGAGUGGUAUCCAAGGUUUCGAGAACUGAGGCGUUUGACUAGAAUGGAGUUGGACAGGUGGGAUUUCAAAAUCAAAGAGGUGGAGGAGCGAGAGGCGCGUAGGAGGAAACUCAGGACGGUGAAUGGAGAGGAAAAGACGGACGAGAGAACCAAGCUUGAGUAUUGGGCAGCGAACGGGACCACGGAGGACAGCGGCAUCUUCACUGUCAUCGCAGUGUCCGGCAUAGCCUACUACACCUACCAAUACAUAGUAAAGCCAAGCCGGGCAGGUGUCACCUGCAAAACAGCUCAAGCAGAGAGGGCAGAGGUAGAGGCUACUUUUCAAGCUAUUCGAGAUGACAUGGUAGCUUGGCGAGAUACUAUGGAAGCCAUGUUCGAUCCUACCGAAGAGCUUGCAAUCCUCCGGAUUCAGCUGAAGAAAGAAAUGGACAUUUUAAAACGAUCUGGGAUGAAGAGCCUUGAACUCUCCAAAGAAACCAUGAGGCAGAGGCAGUACUGGGACAGGGGAGGAAGGGCGAAGAUGGUGGCAAGAGAGACAUAG
Messenger RNA from Alternaria atra, 1752 nucleotides. RefSeq lists its product as uncharacterized. The transcript has 3 exons. Bases 1 to 1752 code for a protein of 583 amino acids. The record is from RefSeq and is a predicted model, not a curated record. Lineage: Eukaryota; Fungi; Ascomycota; Dothideomycetes; Pleosporales; Pleosporaceae.